CCACAUUUAGGUAUUUUUCAGAUGAUUUUAUUAUGGUUGUCAACAAUAUUGUUGUUGUGCGAUUCCUACAAAAUACUCGUCAUGAAUCCGAAGUACGCGUAUAGUCAUAUGAAUUUCAUGGGUAAAAUAGCUGAUACUCUUGUUGAAGCUGGCCAUGAGGUGGGAAUAUGUAAGAGUAACAGUAAUGCGAUGGCUAAAUGUAGAGAAUGUAGGAAAAAUUAUCAUCCACGAAAAAAAGCGUUCGGCUUCAAUACCAAAUUCCAAGUCAAUGGGCGCAAAUUGAUGAAUUCCACCAUAAUAGAAGAACCCAUCACCCUAUCAUUCCGGGUUUCGAUUGACUGA
Haemonchus placei is the source of this 342-nucleotide messenger RNA. Lineage: Eukaryota; Metazoa; Nematoda; Chromadorea; Rhabditida; Trichostrongylidae. The record is from the annotation of a GenBank genome assembly.